This is a messenger RNA of Morus notabilis, 2422 nucleotides long. RefSeq names its product probable thimet oligopeptidase. The transcript has 20 exons. Gene Ontology annotation, biological process: peptide metabolic process; proteolysis. Gene Ontology annotation, molecular function: metalloendopeptidase activity. The record is from RefSeq and is a predicted model, not a curated record. NCBI's taxonomy places the organism in Eukaryota, Viridiplantae, Streptophyta, Magnoliopsida, Rosales, Moraceae. The coding region runs from base 35 to 2158 and encodes 707 amino acids.
CCCUCGCAAUUGCCGUUUGGCGAGCUAGAAAAAAAUGGCGGAAACUGAAGGAAACCGAGAGAAAAUGCCUAAACAGAAGGGAGAACGGAGCGUUCUGGCUCUCACCGGAGCCGCCGCGAUCCUCGUUCUCGCCGUCAACUUCGGAAUCAAAGUUUACAACUCCCGCAAGCAAAACAAGAAGAAGAAAGAUCUUCCUGGCUCUAAGGUUCGUGUAAAUUUGUCGGCGCUGGAGAUUCUGAAAUUGGCAGACCAAAUUAUUGCAAAGUCAAAGGAGAUUCACGAUGCAGUUGCUUCGGUGCCUCUUGAAAAGGUCACCUAUACAAAUUCCAUAUUCCCUCUAGCGGAAUUAGAGGGACAACAGUUUCCCUUGGUCCAAUCUUGUGUUUUUCCAAAGUUAGUAGCUGCUUCAGACGAUGUUCGCAAAGCAAGUGCUGAAGCAGAGAGGAGAUUAGAUGCCCACGUUCUAAUGUGCAGAAAGCGUGAAGAUGUAUAUCGUGUUGUCAAAGCUUUUGUGUCAAAGGGGGAAUUGAUGAGUGCUGAAGCAAAGCGCUAUGCCCUCUGCCUGAUGAGAGAUUUUGAGCGAAACGGCUUGAACCUUACUUCAACCAAGAGGGAGGAAAUGCAGCGGUUGAGAACACAAAUUGAUAACCUUAGCUUUCAAUAUAUCCAAAACUUGAACGAUGACAAUUCCUUUCUUCUCUUCAGUGAGGCUGAGCUAGCUGGGUUACCUUUAGAGUUUCUUAAGACCUUAAACAAGACUGCAAAUGGUAAAUUCAAGGUCAGUUUGAAGAGUAAUCAUGUUGCAGUAGUACUAGAACUUUGUAAGGUGGGAAAAACAAGAAAGAUGGUAGCGGUGGCAUAUAGUAAGAGAUGCGGAGAAGUCAACCUUUCUGUCUUAGAAGAUCUGGUUCAGCUGCGCCAUAAGUUUGCUCGCUUACUGGGUUAUUCAAAUUAUGCUGAUUAUGCUGUUGAUCUUAGAAUGGCAAAGACACCAUCAAAGGUUUUUGAGUUCUUAGAGGACAUCUCCAGCAGUUUGAAUGACUUGGCCGCUAAGGAACUCAAGAUGUUGAAGGACUUAAAGAAGAAAGAGGAAGGAGAGCUUCCAUUCGGAAUUGAGGAUUUACCUUACUAUGUGAAGAAGGUUCAACAGCAAGAGUUUGAUUUAGACUUUGGGGAUCUUAAGCAAUACUUUCCUGUCAAUUUGGUUUUACCUGGGAUUUUCAAAAUAGUCCAAGACCUAUUUGGUUUAAGGUUUGAGGAAAUUGAUGAUUCUGAAGUUUGGCAUUCUGAUGUCCGUGUAUUUUCAGUUCUUGAAUCAGGUUCUGGUGAACUCAUGGGCUAUUCCUACCUUGAUAUGUACACAAGAGAAGGAAAAUAUAAUCACACCUGUGUUGUGGGUCUUCAAAAUGGUGCAUUAUCACCCAACAGUGCACGUCAGAUCCCCGUGGUGUUGUUAUUAUCUCAAUUUCAAAAGGACGAGGAAGGACAACCUGGGUUGUUACGAUUCUCUGAAGUGGUUAAUUUCUUUCAUGAGUUUGGCCACGUGGUUCAACACAUAUGCAAUCGUGCAUCUUUUGUGAGAUUUUCUGGCCUGGGCUAUGAUCCAGAUUUUGUUGAGGUCCCUGCUCAGGUGCUAGAGAACUGGUGUUACGAGAUUUCUUCUUUGAAGUUGAUAUCUGGCUUCUAUCAGGAUAUAACAAGGCCCAUAAAGGAUGAAACAUGUAAAUCGCUUAAAAGAUGGAGAUAUUCAUUUUCUGCCCUCAAAUUGAAGCAAGAAAUUCUUUAUUGUCUCUUUGAUCAAAUUAUACAUUCUGCUGACAAUGUCGAUAGUGUUGAGUUAUUCAAGCAUCUUCAUCCGAAGAUUUUGUUAGGUUUGCCAGUGUUGGAAGGUUCAAAUCCAGCUUCACGUUUUCCUUGUAGUGCUAUUGGUUAUGAAGCUGCGUGUUAUAGUCGUAUUUGGAGCGAGGUUUUUGCAACUGAUAUAUUUUCUUCAAAGUUUCGUGGUAGCCUUUUGAAUCAGUAUGUUGGCAUGCAGUUCAGGAACAAGGUAUUGGUCCCUGGUGGAUCAAAAGAACCCAUUGAAGUCCUGUCAGAUUUUCUUGGGAGAGAACCAUCUAUUCAAGCCUUUGUUGACGCCAGAGCUGAAUACAGUUUGUGAUUGCAGAAGCUUUCAUCCUUCACUUUCCCUUCACUUGGCAUUCUGCGACUUUGGUAUCUGGGGGAUCAGAUUCACACUUCUUGUAUGUAGCCCCUACUCUAUAAAUUUUUCCUGCUCGGUUCUUGGUUUUGGUUCCUGAAUCUUCUUAUUUAUUGAUGAAAGCAAUAAUUUUUUAAAGUUACGUUGCCCUAUGGCAUUACAUUUUUGGUGGAUCACAUAAUUUAUCAAAGUAACAUUAUUUUUGUAUUAAUUAUCCUGUCUACA